Cladocopium goreaui is the source of this 1069-nucleotide messenger RNA. The record is from the annotation of a GenBank genome assembly. Lineage: Eukaryota; Dinophyceae; Suessiales; Symbiodiniaceae.
CAGCUGCUACUUGAUCCUCUUGGCCUUCCCUGCACCAUCUUCAGCAGUGUUGCCAUGGCAGAAGGCCACCCACAGAAGAACGUCUAUUGCGAUGGUAUUUUCGACAUGUGCCACAUCGGACAUCAAAACCUCUUCCGCAAUGCAUCCAAGCUUGGAACACAUGUUUUUGUUGGAGUUGUCGGUGACAAGGAUGCCAACAACUACAAGCGUCCACCAAUCAUGACGGCUGCAGAGAGAGAAGCUCAAGUUCUUGGAUGCAAACAUGUUGACAAAGUCAUUUCGAAUGCCUUAUGUUUUGGCAUGACAGAGGAGUUUUUGAAAGAGCACGAUAUCCAUGUUUGUGCAGUCGGCCAAGAGUACUUCGAUCGCUUCCCAAACCCAGACGAUGAUCCAUACUACAAAGUUCCCAGAAAGCUGGGCAUUGCUGUCCCCUUGCCUCGCUUUGACGGGCUGUCAACUUCUGAGUUGAUUCGAAGAGCUUGCGAGAGAAUGUCCCCAGACUGGAAAGCAACUGCCUUGACUGUGCCAACAGAAUUGGCAGAGUCAUCACACAGUAAGCUGUCUGAUGACUACGAGACGAGAGAAUUGCUGGACACUCCGCGGAAGAACGUCUAUUGCGAUGGUAUUUUCGACAUGUGCCACAUCGGACAUCAAAACCUCUUCCGCAAUGCAUCCAAGCUUGGAACGCAUGUUUUUGUUGGAGUUGUCGGUGACAAGGAUGCCAACAACUACAAGCGUCCACCAAUCAUGACGGCUGCAGAGAGAGAAGCUCAAGUUCUUGGAUGCAAACAUGUUGACAAAGUCAUUUCGAAUGCCUUAUGUUUUGGCAUGACAGAGGAGUUUUUGAAAGAGCACGAUAUCCAUGUUUGUGCAGUCGGCCAAGAGUACUUCGAUCGCUUCCCGAACCCAGACGAUGAUCCAUACUACAAAGUUCCCAGAAAGCUGGGCAUUGCUGUCCCCUUGCCUCGCUUUGACGGGCUGUCAACUUCUGAGUUGAUUCAGAGGAUCCAAGAUAGGUUUCCUCUUGACCAAGAGGCAGGCAAGUGAGCUUGAAAUGGCUUCGAUUUCC